UAUAAGUCACAAUUUAAAAUUUUUUAUCUAACAAUGGUAAGAAUUAAUUGUGCCUUCAAGCUUCUCGUGGCGCAGUGUCUCUUCCUUCUGUGUUCUUCUCAGGAUUUCGAUUUCUUCUAUUUUGUUCAGCAGUGGCCGGCGUCCUACUGCGACUCCCGCCGGAGCUGCUGCUAUCCGACGACGGGGAAGCCGGCGGAGGAUUUCAGCAUUCAUGGAUUGUGGCCGAAUUAUAAUUCCGGCCAGUGGCCGCACGACUGCGACCGCGAGGCUUCUUUGGAGGAAUCACAAAUAUCAGAUUUGAAAAGCAAAAUGGAGAAGGAUUGGCCAACGCUAGCGUGCCCAUCGGCCGACGGGAUGAAAUUUUGGGGACAUGAAUGGAGCAAACAUGGAACUUGCUCGUCUCUUCGGCAACAUGCUUAUUUCGAAGCUGCCCUCAACCUCAAGCACAAAGCCAAUUUGCUACAACGCCUCGCCGAUGCCGGAAUUCGCCCCGGAAAGUUUUACACCCUCAAGGAGUUAAAACAUGCGAUGCAAGAGGGCGUAGGGCACGAGCCGUACAUCGAAUGCAAUGUCGAUCCAGAAGGCAAUCACCAACUUUAUCAAGUUUAUUUGUGCGUCGACACUUCAGGCUCGAACAUUGUUGAUUGUCCUGUUUUUCCGCACGGUAGAGGAUGCGGAUCGAGGAUCGAGUUCCCGUUGUUUUCUUCUGAUUUGGAUUCAAAUUUGAGUUUGAAUUGGAGGGGUGAACUUUGAGCUUGAGCUGGGAAUUGUUCGAUCGAGAAUGGUGUGUUUGAUCAUAGAUAUGUUUCGUUCUUCAUCUGCAUAAUUCUCUAAUUAUUAAUUACCCUCAUUUAUUUA
Molecule: messenger RNA, 858 nt
Organism: Andrographis paniculata
Lineage: Eukaryota; Viridiplantae; Streptophyta; Magnoliopsida; Lamiales; Acanthaceae
Product: intracellular ribonuclease LX-like
Exons: 4
Coding region: 34-753 (239 amino acids)
Biological process (GO): RNA catabolic process
Cellular component (GO): extracellular region
Molecular function (GO): RNA binding; ribonuclease T2 activity
Source: RefSeq, a predicted model, not a curated record